AUUGUGGCCAAUGGCAAAGGGCGCUAUCUACAAACGGCUGCUAUUCCAGGAACUUCACCGUCAACUUUGCGGUGUGUCAGGACGUCUCAAUAAGUCGUUGUAAUCCCAUCUGAUCGUAAUGGAUUCCUCUCCAGUUCUUCGUGUGCAGAGUCAGAAUAAAAUUCAAACUGGCUUUCCGAGGACAAACGAUGAAAAUAAUAAAAUGACAGUAGACCCUAAGAAUUUCCAGCCUUUGCCAGUACUGCACCUUCCCAAGAAGGAUUCUGAGAACCAAGAUCCAGGAAGCUCAAAAAGGAGCAGACUUCCUGUGCUCAUCAAGACUCCACGACCUGCGGCAUCUAACUUCACUCAGUGGGAGGAAAAAGCUGGGAAAGCCAAGAAGAAAAAGCCAUGCACCAGGCCCGUGCCUUUCAUCACGUCUAAGCACAACAAAGCAGUUGUUGUGGCUUCACAGCCAACAACUGUUUUACAGUCAAGAAGCGGCGCUUGCGGCAUCCAGCUUGAAAACAAUGUCCGUGUAAAAACCCAAAACAAAGCUGCGAAACCCUCUAAAUGUUCAGCUGUGUUAAAAAGCGCAGUAGACUCAAACAAGGGGAAGCUCGCGUCUCAUGGAAUGGCUGGGGUUGCAUCAGGACAGCUCGGGCAUUCUGACACUUUUAAUACUAAAAAUGUCACACAUCAAAGCAGUACCUCUUCGUGCUUAUCUUCUUCAGUCAGUGUGGAUGUCUGUUUGGAUAGUAUGACCCAUCUCAGUCUCAAAGAUCCAACCAAGAUAUGCCACUCAAGCCAGAACAUGCAGAAUUACCUCUCAAACGACCCAUCUGGCAAAGCUGAGAAAUUCCAGCCCGAUCACACUGCUUUGCUAAGUAUUCUGCAUAAUGAGGGCGUGCGCGUGCAGCCAUCUGCAACUCCACAAUCUAAACCUUACCUAAACCUUCCCCAGCGAGUGUCUGUUGCAAAGAGUCAUCAAAAAGCUCCACCCGCCACAGUUAGGUCAGUGGCCUUCUCUCCUGACCCCAGUGCCCUGAGAAGCAUCCUACAGAACGAGGGGGUGAAGGCUGCAGGACCUAUGAGGGACACAUCUCAAAACUCAUCUGCUAGACACACUUCUAUCUACACAGCACAAAGAGUUCCAGUUAGAAAAAAUCAGACAGAGACUGAUAAGGGAGCAGUAACGGAGGCCGAGAACCUAUGGACACCACAGAGAAUUUGCAACACUAGACAACCUAUAUCUGCCAGGGCACAACUAGUUCCAGUGCGAAAAAAUCUGACAGAGACAGAAACUGAAAAACUAUGGACACCACAGAGAGUUCCCAACACCAGACAUCAGCCCAUGUCUGCCAAGAAGUUUCACACAACCAGCACUCCCAGGCUGAGGAGCUACGAAACCAAAUCCCUCCACCAGGAGGUCAGAGCAGGAAAGCAUGAGAUUGUCCAAAGAUUAUUUGUUGACCAAGAGGAUGGGCAAAACGCAGACAAAGAUGGCACCCAGGAAGAGCAACUCUCAGUUGAAGCCUCACCUAUUCAAACCCACUGUGAAGGAAAAGUAGAGAGCAACACAACCUGUGGUGAUGAGGAGGAGCAGCAGCAGAGAGAAAUUCAGCCUUUUAUACCAAUGCUGCCAAGAGAGUCAGUUAUUUUUUUUUCUACUGGUAAAAAAAUAAUCCGAACUGCACGUUUUGAGAAGCAUGAGAGCUCAGUCCAUCGGGAACGACAUGGUCCGGCUCCAUCAGAACUGGGAAAAGUGUGUGAGCCCAUUAAACAGAUCAACCCAGUCAAUCACGUUGUGCACAGAGACCACAAGGCUUGUGUGACAAACACAACAGUCGCAUUGCUGCGCAAGCGUCUUCCUCCCAUGGAGGAGCUACGUUUGGACGAGGAGGUUUCUUUCUACAUCUCUCCUUCAGUCUCGGAUGAUCCUGCAUCCCACCAUCUUCGACCCGGCUGCCGAAACCCGGUGGCGUACCUUUUGCACUUUGAAGAAUCUACUAGAUUUGUUCCACUGAGCUUUGAUGCUUCUCCAUACUGCUUGUCACUUCAAUACAAGUGAAUAGUGCCAGCAUACAGUGUUAUUUUUUGAAGUUACACGAGAGCCCCCAGAACCACACACCUCCCCCUUGGUUGUCUUAAAGUGACUAAUUUAUGUCUUUAAUUUUGGCACACUAAUAAAGAUCCCAGAACCACAAAAGUCUGAAUUCUGGACUUCCCUACUGAGACUGCUGCUACCACAAUCCGGACGCGGAUAAGCGGAAGAAAAUGGAUGGAUGGAUGGAAUAAAGUGCCCCAAAAUGUUGUACUCUUUGUACAUGCAUCCUUCAAAACUUUAACUGCCUUUUGUAAAUAUCCAUCCAUCCAUCUUCUAUGCCACUUAUCCUCACUAAGGUUGCAGGGGUACUGUAUGCUAGAGCCUAUCCCAGCUGAAUUCAGGCGGGGUACACCCUGAACUGAUCGCCAGUCAAUAGUAAGGCACAUAGAGAAACAACCAUUCACACUCACAUUCACAUUGAUGGCAUUUAGAGUCACCAAUUAACCUUACAUGCAUGUUUUUGUGAUGUGGGAGGAAAGUGGAGUACCCGAAGAAAACCCACGCGCACACGGGGAGGACAUGCCAACUCCACACAGAGGCUUUUUGUAAAUAUGAAAUAUUUAAUAUUUAGUAGGUCAGUAUCUUGGUCAGUGAAGCACCCAUAUGCGGGUGAAGUGAAGCAACAGCAGUGACUUGGAUGGAAGAAACGAGAAUUCUCUGGUUGCUGGACGAUCACUCUACCUCCUGAUCCUGUUUGUAUGUUGAUUUCUCAGUCUUGGAAAUGAAUGUGUGUUGUCUCACCAUGCAUCAUGUCAUUUUGGAACCUUUAACAGUAGUAGCUGACCCAAUAUUACAGUGAAAUGAAGAAUGAUACAUUCUUUGCUAUUCCGGCGUUAUGUGUUUUAGUUUUCUUCUGUCCAGUGCAGGU
This is a messenger RNA of Dunckerocampus dactyliophorus (ringed pipefish), 2954 nucleotides long. It is a transcript of the gene troap, whose product is annotated as trophinin associated protein. NCBI's taxonomy places the organism in Eukaryota, Metazoa, Chordata, Actinopteri, Syngnathiformes, Syngnathidae. Bases 119 to 2050 code for a protein of 643 amino acids. The transcript has 16 exons. The record is from RefSeq and is a predicted model, not a curated record.